CGGCCUGAGGGGCGAUCUGCGGCCUUCGAGGCCCGACGCCCCCUUUUCUUCGACCUCAAAGGCCGGGAGGAGGCGGGCCGCGCCUGAAUGGGUUCAUUCGUUCGUUCAUUCAUUCAGCCUGAGCCGGGAUCGGCCCCUCUGGUGGGGUGAUAACGGCGGCGGGGUGCCGACUCCGCCUCUUUAGACAUUUUUUUAACUGGUUCGGUCCCCACAGCAACCCUACCGUGAGCUGCCCGUUCCAUAGAUGGGGAAGCGGAGGCACGGAGAGGUCAGAGAAACAUGGCAGCAAGGAGGAUUGCACAGGAGACUUUUGAUGCUGUGUUGCAGGAAAAAGCUAACCGAUAUAUGGACCCCAGUGGUGAGGCUGUAGGUGAAACUCUUCAGUUUAAAGCUCAAGAUCUUCUAAGGACAGUCCCAAGAGCCAGAGCAGAUAUGUUUGAUGACAUUCACAGUGACAGCAGGUACACUCUGAGCACAUCUGUAACUCAUCCUCGAGACACUGGGAGAGAAGGCCUGAGAGGUGAUAUAUUUCCAGGACCUUCCUUCAGGUCAAGCAACCCUUCUGUAAGUGAAGACAGCUACUUUCGCAAAGAAUGUGGUCGGGAUCUGGAAUUUUCCCACCCUAACUCCCGAGACCAGGUCUUUGGCCACCGGAAACUGGGACAUUUCCGUUCUCAGGACUGGAAAUUUGCACUCCGUGGCUCUUGGGAACAAGAGUUUGCCCACUCAGUUUCUCAAGAAUCCUCUUGGUCACAGGAGUAUAGUUUUGGCCCUUCUGCAUUACUGGGGGACUUUGGCUCCUCCAGGCUGAUUGAGAAAGAGUGCUUGGAGAAGGAGAGUCGUGAUUAUGACGUGGACCGUCCAGGGGAGGCGGACUCUGUGCUCAGGGGCAGCAGCCAAGUCCAGGGCAGAGGCCGAGGUCUAAACCUUGCUGACCAGGAGGGUGCUCUCUUGGGAAAGGGGGAGACUCAAGGCCUGCUCACUUCUAAAGCUGGGGUUGGGAAACUUGUCAUGCUGAGAAACGUGAGCACGAAAAAGGUACCCACUACGAGUCGUGUCACUCCCAAAACUCAGGGCACUAACCAAAUCCAGAAAACCACCUCAAGUCCCGACGUGACCCUGACGACGAACCCAGGGACAGAAGAGGUCCAGUUCCCCACCCGGAAAGUCCCUCUGGGGCUUGAUCUAAAGGAUAUCCGGCUCCCCAGGAGAAAGAUGAGCUUCGACAUCAUAGAUAAGUCAGAUGUCUUCUCGAGAUUUGGGAUAGAAAUAAUCAAGUGGGCAGGCUUCCACACCAUAAAAGAUGAUGUUAAGUUUUCCCAACUUUUCCAGACUCUCUUUGAACUUGAAACAGAAACCUGUGCUAAAAUGCUCGCCUCAUUCAAAUGCUCCUUAAAACCAGAGCACAGAGAUUUUUGCUUUUUUACUAUCAAAUUUUUAAAGCACUCUGCUUUGAAAACACCCAGAGUUGAUAACGAGUUUUUAAACAUGCUUUUAGACAAAGGUGCUGUGAAGACCAAAAAUUGCUUUUUCGAAAUCAUAAAGCCCUUUGAUAAAUACAUAAUGAGACUACAAGACCGGCUGCUGAAGAGUGUCACACCCCUGCUCAUGGCCUGCAAUGCCUACGAGCUGAGUGUCAAGAUGAAGACCCUCACUAACCCCUUGGACUUGGCUAUUGCCCUGGAGACCACCAAUUCUCUCUGCCGGAAGUCUUUAGCUCUUCUGGGACAGACAUUCUCCUUGGCCUCUUCCUUCCGGCAAGAGAAAAUCCUGGAAGCUGUCGGCCUCCAAGAUAUAGCUCCAUCUCCUGCUGCGUUUCCAAACUUCGAGGACUCUACUCUGUUUGGGAGAGAGUACAUCGAUCACCUGAAGGCCUGGCUGGUCAGCAGUGGGUGUCCACUCCAGGUCAAGAAAGCUGAAUCUGAGCCAGCCCGAGAUGAGGAGAGAGCUGUGCCUCCUGCAAAACCUGAAAUUCAGGCCAAGGCUGUGAGUGGUCUGAGUGAUGAGGUCCCCCAGCGAGCAGAUCACAAGGUGGCGGACAUCAUCGACCAGCUGGUUGCACGCGUCACUGGAGGCAGCCUGUCUCCCAAAGAGAGAGCUCUUCUCAAGGAGGACCCUGCUUACUGGUUUUUGUCUGAUGACAGUAGUCUGGAGUAUAAAUACUACAAGUUGAAACUGGCAGAGAUGCAGCGGAUGAGCCAGACCUUGCCAGGCACAGAUGAGAAGCCGACGGCAGCAGAGUGUGCGGUCCGGGCGAUGCUGUACGCCCGGGCAGUCCGCAGCCUCAAGAGGAGGCUCGUCCCAGCGCGGCGGCGGGGGCAUCCUCGCGCUCAUGGGCUCCGGGGCUGCAAAGUGAGGAGAGCCACCACUGGGACCCAGACCCUGCUCUCCUCAGGCACCAGGCUGAAGCACCAUGGCCGGCAGGCCCCGGGCUCCCUGCCGGGCAAGCUGCCCCAGCCGGACAGAAAUGAUGCUGCCAAGGACUGCCCCCCAGAGCUGGCUGGACCCUCACCUCGGGACCCCAGCCCAGAAGCCUCCGGCCCAUCCCCCAAACCAGCAGGCAUGGAUGUCUCUGAAGUCCCUCAGACCUCUUCUCCCUGCCUGUCUGCUGAUGUUGAUACGAAGACAAUGGAGACUGCAGAGAAACUGGCCAAAUUUGUUGCUCAGGUGGGACCAGAGAUUGAACAGUUCAGCAUAGAAAACAGCAUUGACAACCCUGACCUUUGGUUUCUACAUGACCAAAAUAGUUCGGCUUUCAAAUUCUAUCGAAAGAAGGUAUUUGAACUGUGCCCGUCGAUUCGCUUUACGUCAUCUCCACUGACGCUCCAUGCCAGCGAGCGCGCCGAUUCUCAGGAGAGCCCUCUGGGGCCCCCGGAAGGAGAAGGGGAGUUUGAGGACGAGCCCUCUCAGCACGAGGCUGAGCUGGAGAGCCCAGAGGCGAUGCCUGAGGAGGAGGAGGACGAUGAGGAGGAUGAGGAAGGGGCCGAGGAGGCCUCCCCGCCUGGAGCGGCCUCCAGGCCGGCAGAAGGGGCCAAGCCUGAGGGCUCGGAGGGCAGCCCCGCAGCCGACGGCCUCCUGAGUGAGGUGGCCGAGGACAGCCCGGCUGGGGGGCCUGCCCUGGCCCAGGCCUCCUCAGGGGCCUGCUUCCCCCGGAAGAGGAUCAGCAGCAAGUCACUCAAGGUCGGCAUGAUCCCAGCUCCCAAGAGGCUGUGUCUCAUCCAGGAGCCCAAGGUUCACGAACCAGUUCGAAUUGCCUAUGACAGGCCUCGGGGUCGCCCCGUGUCCAAGAAGAAGAAACCCAAGGACUUUGACUUUGCCCAGCAGAAGCUCACCGACAAGAACCUGGGGUUCCAGAUGCUACAGAAGAUGGGCUGGAAGGAGGGCCAUGGCCUGGGCUCCUGUGGGAAGGGCAUCAGGGAGCCCGUCAGCGUGGGAAGCUCGUCAGAAGGGGAGGGGCUGGGUGCCGACGGGCAGGAGCACAAAGAAGACACGUUUGAUGUCUUCCGUCAGAGGAUGAUGCAGAUGUACAGACACAGACGGGCCAGCAAAUAGGUAUGUGUGUGAGCCGGUGGGGGGCGCUCUGCCUGAGCCAGCGUGCCAGGGCGUAGAACACAAACACCAAAGUAUCACUCCCCCCAAAUCAUAAACCUGAGGGAAACACUAGGGGUGUUUGGCUGUGGGUGCGUCCCGCCUCUCACCUUCCAGGUUUGGCUGAAGGAGCGAGCCCCCGCUCACCCUGCGCCGCUGCCUGCAGCCUGUGGUGGGGCCUGAGCCCUGGGCCGUCCUGUGGAAACAAGCUGCCUCGGAAGUGGCCUUGUGUCCUGCACGUGUAAGGGUGACCUCGAAGCUGGCACCGCAGAGGACGCCACUUGUACCUCGUCUCAAUUUGAGGGUCUUCCAGUCCUUUUCCUUCCGGAGGGCCUUUGGCCUAUAAAUAUCCUUAUCUUUCUCCCCUCCUCUUAGUUUUCUUCCCGACCCAUAAUUUCCAACUCAGUUUUGAACAAAAUCGUUCUCUCCCUGAAUAGAUGAAAACCAUUGGUGAGAAAGAUAAGGCUUGAAGCAGCAAUUACUCUUAAAACGCCACCUCUGUCCCGGAUCAGCCCUGGAGCCAGUGCCCAAGUAGGUUUGGUGUGUACAUGGAAAGCAAACAUCUCUGCAGUUUCUGGUGUGGAGGUUCCACCCGCUGGCUUUUCUUUUUCUUAAAAAACAAACAAAAUGCCCCGUUUCUAGUCUGCUUUUGCCUUUCCCCCUUCUUCCAAAUGCUUUUGGCAGCAGGUCUUCUGCAGGUCUCUGCUGGUUCCACUCAGAAGGUGGGGUUGCCCUUGAAAGCACCAGCGCCCUGUAAGUGCCCGGAACCGGCCUCCGUCGGGUUUCCUGCCCAGGACACACUGCUCUCUGAAAGCGAUCUGUUGGCAAACUUAAUCCUGAAAUAGUCAUGGAUUGUGUCUUCUCAAAUUCAAAUAGGGAAUAUGAAUCAGGAAUAAUGAAGCCUGUGCUCUAGUACCACAGCCUGUCGGUCUGAGUGCUGAAGCUCUUUACACUAGUGGAUUCAAUGAACAUAUUAUUUAUGGAGUCUCAACUCUUAAAUGCAUCCCUAGAGACUUAAUGAAAGUUCACUGAUGUAUUCAGCAGCUUAAUUCAUUGGGGAGUAAUUAUUACACUAAUGAAACUUUCCCCAAAUUUAAAUUCUCUUUAAAAUCCACAAAGCAAACUAGUUUUUUUUUUUAACCACAUAUGGAGUGUUUCCUGCAAGGGGUCGGAGGGUGAACUCUUCAAAGUUCCGUUUUCUGCCUGCGUGCAGCGUAAGGAGUUGUUUUGUUAGGGACAGAAAGGGUCCUCUUGGGGUGGGCUCUGCAGCUGUUUGCUAUUUCAAGACGUAUGAUGGCCGCCCCUUCCCGCUUCUCACACUCCACCUCUUGCAGCUACAUGUGGAAUUCUCAGGCUGGGGGAUCUCUCAACCCUUCAUCAGAAAGCAGCAGUGUUGAAGUUUUAAAUAUGUGUUAAAACCUGAAAAAAGAGAUCCUGCUGAUAACUGUAAGCUUGGGGGACACAGCGGUGAAUGACCCCAUCAGCCACUUUCAUUGACAGUUAUGAAAUCCUCAUUUUCUCAAAUCUUCAGCUCUCCUGGGCUAUAGUACCAGCCUCCUCUGGAUCUCUCUCUGUCUGGCCCGCACUCAUUGGCACAGCGUCGCAUUCCCACCUGAUGCUGCCUGUCUUCAUGUCACGGGUAGUCCCCAGAGCUCUGCUUGCUCCUGGUCACUUCUGUUGUUUUGGCAGAUGUUUAUGGGUGGACGUGUUGGAGGUUCUUCAACAGAGUUGAAAUAGCCUGCAGGGGUGGUGUGGUUUGGGGGAAUCACCUCCUUUUUUAAUCCUUCCAAUAGCCUUCCAUGUUGGCUGUGAGUCAGGCAGAGUGAUUGAACUCUGAGACCUGGGCCUCAGUCCCCCAUGGCCCGUCACGGAGCGCGCAUGCCCAGCGCACGCCCAGGGUGAGGUGUGCACCCCCAGCAUGGGUUCUCGCUCUUCAAGCGUAGCUUUGACCAUCACAUUCACUUUGUCCUAGUGUGUCAUUCCUAGCUUUCUGCUUUUAUUUGUAAAUACAAUACUUUAGGAAUUCCCAGGAUUCGAGCCCUAUUCAAUCCACAGCCUCCUGCCACCCCUCCUGGGGGUGUCCUGCUUUGGCUGACACUGAGCCUUUGGCAAACGUCAAAGGGAACACCUACUUCUUGAGCCUGGAAAGUCCCGUAAACACUCAGGUGACAUUUCUGUGGUGACGGCAUUGCGGCAGUCAAGGCGUUGUGGGGGCCGGGGAGGAGCGUGGCGGUGCGCCCCGCCCGUCUCCGGGGACCAGCACGCUGGCCCCACGCCUGCCCUUGCUCUCUCCGGCAGAGGCCACUCUGCGGGGGCGUGCGUGCCAGCAAGCGUGACGUGCAGCUGCGUGGCCUCGUCAAAGUCACAGUGUCUUUUCUGUCAUUCUAGUUCCAGGGGCUCUUCCGUGAGGACGACAGGCAUCCGGAAAGUGCUAGCUCGCCACUUUGGGUGCUUACUGUCUCUGCCUUGUUUCCAUCACUGGAAAUCAUAGAGAAUUUUAGCUUUUUGGUCCUUGGUAAAACCUAGAAGACAUUUGUGAUGUUACAAAAUGGAAGUUUGGGGGGUUUGGGGUUGUUUUUUUUCUUUUUUUUUAAUCUAAGAAGUUGUGGAUGUUGUUAAUCAUUUAGCAGUUGAAAUAAAUGUAGAGAAAACCCAAUUUUC
Odocoileus virginianus texanus is the source of this 6249-nucleotide messenger RNA. RefSeq names its product SURP and G-patch domain containing 2 (gene SUGP2). Gene Ontology annotation, biological process: RNA processing. Gene Ontology annotation, molecular function: RNA binding. Gene Ontology annotation, cellular component: nucleoplasm. NCBI's taxonomy places the organism in Eukaryota, Metazoa, Chordata, Mammalia, Artiodactyla, Cervidae. The record is from RefSeq and is a predicted model, not a curated record.